Messenger RNA from Hevea brasiliensis (rubber tree), 3186 nucleotides. RefSeq lists its product as uncharacterized. The record is from RefSeq and is a predicted model, not a curated record. Lineage: Eukaryota; Viridiplantae; Streptophyta; Magnoliopsida; Malpighiales; Euphorbiaceae. The transcript is spliced from 7 exons. Bases 661 to 2661 code for a protein of 666 amino acids.
GGAUCCUUUUCAUGACUUAUACACUGUCUUUCGCCCUCUCCUUUUAGUAAUAAAAAAAGAAAAGAAGAAGAAAAUGAUGAGUUUUUAACCGUAUGUGAUUGCGACUGAUUAUUUUCACCGAUGAUAAUUUACUUCGCUGAAUUGCUAUGGUGGACUGGUGGUGUUUGACAAAAUGCAAAGCUGCAAGAGCACUGUUGCUUGCGAAAACAUCCGAUCCUCAACGGUUUCGCGUUCUUUUUCUUCUCUUUAUUCUCAACGUUUAAAAAAACGCGCUAAGAAAGAGAAUAAAAUUGGCUGUGAUUGUCACUAUAGCCGGCUACUCUUCCUAUAUUUUUCUUUAUCUUCAUCUUCCUUCUUUUCCUUCAGUUCACCCACGCAAUCGCGCCACCGCUAGCUCCGUCGUCAGAAAACUAAUCUAUCCUCACCGACGACGACGACUCUAGAGGAGGAAAGCGAGGAUCGGAGGAGAAGAGGAGGUUUUCAUUGCUAGUGAGGCCAUGUAAGGUUUCCAAUGCUGCUAUAUACAAUAUGGCUUCUGUUCCUAUAUCAUGUUAUUAGAAAGUAGGAUAUCCUGACAACUACAAGAGUAUUUCAGAGGUGCAUCCACGCCUAGCCAUUGUGCAUUCUACCAGAACAGAAUUUCAGGGUACAAAUUAAGCAAUGAGAAGCAAAGAUCCAUUUUGGAAGUAUGUGGAAAUUGUGGAGAGUAAUCGAUCUCGCUGCAUGUUCUGUAAAGAGGAUUUUGCUCCUCGAAACAUUCAUAGGAUAAAGUUGCACUUAGCUGGAGUACGUGGUGGCAUUAAAAUAUGUACAAGAGUUCCUACUGAAGUACAAAAAGAAGCUCUUGAAGCAGUUGACGAAUGUAAGAGGAAAGCUAGAACUUCAAGUUACUCAAAGAAAAACAUUUUGCUUCCAUCCAACAUUGCGUCAACAGAUGUGGUUCAAAAUUCUUUGCAAAAGGAUGACAGUGUGAUGCUAUUAAGAAAUAGCGUGACCAAUCACAAUCUAGCCAAAUUUUUCCUUCUUAGCAACAUUGCAUUUGAUGAUGUUGAAGCACCUUAUUUUGUUGACUUUGUGAAGAGUGUGCCUGGUUAUGAUCAUAGUUAUGAGCUACCAAGUUCUCGCGAGCUCCAAAUGAAGUUUGUUCCUGAAAUUGAGAUGCAGGCCCAGAAAUAUGUGAAGGACGUGAAGAAAUCGUGGGAAAAAACUGGCUGCACCAUAAUGGUUGAAAAUGGGUGCAAUUUAAUCAAUAUCCUCAUAUAUUCUCCAGAAGGGGUUAUAUUUGAAACUUCAUAUGAAGUUUCAAGGUUGGAGGAGAUAGAUUUUGAUUUCACAGAGAUAGUUUCUUCCAUAAUUGAAAAAAUUGGGGUUGAUCAUGUUGUCCAAUUCAUCACCAACGAUGGUAAAAUUUCUAGUUCGGUUGGAGAAAUGCUUGAGACUAAGUACCCAACAAUUUACCAAAUUCGAUGUGCAGCUCAAGAGAUUCAUUCUUUUUUGAAGGUCAUAUUCGAUGAAAUUGCCUGGGUACGACAGAUAAUUGAUCAUGCAGAAUUGAUCUUCAGACAUAUGUACAGCAACGCUAUUGUUUUAUCAUUGAUGAAACAAUACACAAAGGGCAAGGAAUUGAAACAUCCUUGUAUGUCCAAGUUUGCCUCCAAGUAUCAAAUGCUUCAGUCCAUCUUUGAUAAUAAGAAUGAAUUGCAACAACUCAUUAUGUCUGACGAGUGGUACAUGCUGGAUUCUAACAAUAACGAGACAGCUCGGAAGGUUACUGAUAUUAUUCAAGGUGCAAACUUUUGGCAUCAAGGACAUGAUGUACUAGAUGUUCUGGAGCCAAUAGUUCAAGUCCUCCGAUUAGUAGAAAAUGAUGGACCAAAUUCAGGCUACUUGUAUGGAGCAUUGAAAAGGGCAAGAGAAGCAAUUGAGGGGUACCGUGACCGCAAUGCAACGAAGUAUCAAAGGAUAUUGGAGUUAUUAACGGAGAGGCAAGGCAACAUUAUCCACCCGAUGCAUGCUGCUGCAGCUUUUCUGAAUCCUACUUACAUGUUUCUGGAGGAUUCUGAAUGUUGGGGCAUUGAUACGUACAAUGGCAUGAACUUUGUGUCGGAGAACUUGGUAGCAAGUGGAGAAGAAAAGGCAAAAUUUAUAGAGGAGUUGCAGCUUUAUCGUAAGCGAUCAUUGAAGGAGUUCACUAGUGAAAUGUCACGGGCAAUCAUGACAUCAUCUCAUCCUCGUGAAUGGUGGGAUUAUAAUCGUCCGCUCCUUCCAGUAUUGAGCAAGUAUGCAAUACGAAUUCUGAGCCAACCUUGUAAAUGUUCAUAUAACAUAAAACCUAGUGUAUCCGAAGUUGCACAAAGGAAGAAGAUGGAUAGCACAACAUCUAAAUCAUGGGAUAAUCAUCUAUUUGUGAUCAUCAAUACAAUUAUCAUGGAAAAAUUUAGGACUAUGGAGAAAUCACUGACUAAUUUUCAAAAUUGUACUGAAUUGCCUGACUAUGAACAAGACUGGGAGGAUGAUCAAAUGGAGUUGCUCAUUAAUGGAAAUUCUAAUGAUGACGCAAGGAAUGAAACAGACCUUUUGUGUUUUAAGGACAAGGUUAGUUCACUUCUGAGACCUAGUUGCAGUAAGACGUUAUUGCAGCAUCUUGAAGCGAGUAAUUAGGAGAUGAACACCACGGAAACGUUUUCUCUAAUGAUUUAAUGAAGCACAGCAGAUGUCGACCCUUGAAAACAGGCAUCAAGAUCCAAUCAAUUGAAAGCAAAGUUGCAGACCCUUGUAUGGUUGGACCCACCAGAAAUGACCAGUGCAUUUUUCAUUUAAUUAUUGGAACAGAGUCAUUCUCAUCCUUCAUAGAAGAUUUACCUCCUGGUCCUGAAGAUUUAGCAACUAACACCAAAGGGGAGGAAUAUGGCGAUGAGGCCAAGGGUACUAUAGGCGAAAAUCACCAUGGAGAGUCUCAUGUUCCAUGUACAACAGAAGAACUUGAUGAUUUUGCCCAAUCAUUGUUUGGGAAAUAAGGUAACUUAUUUAGUGCCUCCUGCGCACUUUCUUAUUUUAGUACUCUGUUGUAUGUAAUACUUAAUUACUUAAAAUUCUGGUAUUUAAGACCUUUAUUAUUAGUGGUUGUGUUACACCAUAAAUAAUCUUUCAAUGUUCUAUAAUUAAGAUAUAGAGAGUUUAAUUUUA